This is a messenger RNA of Xiphophorus maculatus (southern platyfish), 1451 nucleotides long. It is a transcript of the gene higd1a, whose product is annotated as HIG1 hypoxia inducible domain family member 1A. Gene Ontology annotation, cellular component: mitochondrion. The coding region runs from base 115 to 396 and encodes 93 amino acids. NCBI's taxonomy places the organism in Eukaryota, Metazoa, Chordata, Actinopteri, Cyprinodontiformes, Poeciliidae. The record is from RefSeq and is a predicted model, not a curated record. Gene Ontology annotation, biological process: mitochondrial respirasome assembly. The transcript is spliced from 4 exons.
UACAUCAGAGCUUUUGCCGGUGCGGUGUUACAAAUAUUACUUCCGUGUAAACUGCGCUCACGAAGCUCAUCUGAUAGUCUCUUUGCAAAGCUUCUCCAAAGCAACGCAGUCAAGAUGUCAUCUUACGAAGAAGGAAAUGAUUCAAAGUUAAUGCGGAAAGUGAAGGAGAAUCCCUUUGUUCCAUUGGGAUUGGCUGGAUUUGUUGGCAUCGUUGGACACCAGCUGUACAAAAUGAAAAAUCGAGGGGACACAAAAAUGUCCGUGCACUUGAUUCACAUGCGUGUAGCUGCGCAAGGCUUUGUGGUUGGAGCCAUGACAGUAGGAGUCCUGUAUUCAAUGUACAACGAGUACAUUAGGCACCCCAAAGAAGAGCAGAACACUGGAAAACACAAUUGAACAGAGACUCUUACAAUGAGUUUUUUUGUGUCUUUAAUACUCUCACAUUUAUAGAUGUACAUUCAGAGGCUGACUGAUGACUAAAAACCAACUGAUGGUGUACCCUUUUACAGAAAAUGUUUGAAAUUGCAAAUGUAACGGGUGGAUGCUUGUGAGAAUUAUGGCAACACUGAUGUAUUUUUUUCUAAUGUUUCAGUGUAGUAUAUAAAACAAUAUUAGUUACAGAUAAAUUUGACAAAAUUUAUGACCAGGGUAAAUCUGACUCUAGUAAUGACCACAAACAAAAGUUUCUGGCUUUCAUAUUUAUUUAUCAUUGUCCUAUUGAAAGUCAGCUACACUUUUAUGUUGUAAUUUGGGUUUUAGCCAAAUUAAAAACAUUUCCAUAUUAAAUGCUUUUAAUUUGUUUUUGUUUUUUUUUCUGUAAAAUAUUCACCUCUCCUGACAAAAGCUGUUACAGAUGUUUGCACACUGUCACAAGAAAAAAAAAAUUCAUGUUUUUUGUUAUAAGUACUUCUACUAAAAUGCUGAUUUUUAUUCAUUGAGAUUCUCUGCAUUGUACUGCUAAAUUUUUUUAAUUUAUUAGUAUUUUCUUCAUAUAUUUUUGCAAUGAGAUAUGAAUGAUACAAAAAAAUCAAGUGAGUUUUAUAUAAAUAAACUGUGGUGUAGUUUGUUAAACACAAUGUAGCCUGUUUUAGUGGCAAACAUUAAUUAGUUCCUAAGGUAUUUCCAGGGCUGAUUUUUAUUGUAUGUGUAGGGCAUAAGAGUCUAAUGAACAGCGAGAUUUUCAUCUCACGCGGACAGGGUUACAUAUGCAAGUAUGUACCAGGCUAUUUGUGAAAGUCACCUUCAUUUCCUGAAAUAGUUUUGAAUCUCUGCUGUGUGUACACUUAUAUUACGUGCUUUACCUGGAACGGUUCUUAGUUUAAUAUUUUAUAUGAUAAUAUCCACAGCAAGUUGUUCAACUCACUUUUGGUAGCUACCGAAUUGAGCUACCACUGUUUUCAAAAUGGCUUCCUUUCUUCAUUAAAUAAUCUACUUCCUGUAACUUAAAAAAA